GUGAACAAGACAAACGUAGGGCUUUAAGGACUGGCAAAAAUGAGAAAGGAAGAGAACAAGAAGAGGCUGAGAGUAGCUGGAAACAAGAAAGGAAACAUCCAAGGCAGAGAGAGAGAACCUGCCCCCAGGCCCAUGGCAGGUGAGACACAGCCGGAACCCACCUGUGAGCCCUGGCUCCCUGAAGACCAAGGCAGAUCCACAGACCAGCAUGGCUGCCACUGCCGCUGUCAGUCCCAGUGACUACCUGCAGCCCGCCGCCUCCACCACCCAGGAUUCCCAGCCAUCUCCUCUAGCCCUGCUGGCUGCAACAUGUAGCAAAAUCGGCCCUCCGGCUGUGGAAGCUGCAGUGACGCCUCCUGCUCCCCCCCAGCCCACGCCACGGAAACUCGUCCCCAUCAAACCUGCCCCUCUCCCUCUCAGUCCUGGCAAGAAUAGCUUUGGAAUCUUGUCCUCCAAAGGAAACAUCCUCCAGAUUCAGGGGUCACAACUGAGUGCGUCCUACCCUGGGGGGCAGCUGGUGUUCGCUAUCCAGAACCCCACUGUGAUCAACAAAGGGACCCGAUCGAGUGCCAAUAUCCAGUACCAGGCGGUCCCGCAGAUACAGGCGAGCAACUCCCAGACCAUCCAGGUCCAGCCCGGUCUCAGCAACCAGAUCCAGAUCAUCCCCGGCACCAGCCAAGCCAUCAUCACCCCCUCACCAUCCAGUCACAAGCCCGUCCCCAUCAAGCCAGCCCCCGUCCAGAAGUCGAGUACAACCACCGCCCCUGUGCAGAGUGGGGCCAACGUGGUGAAGCUGACAGGUGGCGGUGGCAACGUGACGCUCACCCUCCCCGUCAACAGCCUUGUGAACACCAGCGACUCCGGGGCCACCACUCAGCUCCUCACGGAGAGCCCCCCCACCCCAUUGUCUAAGACUAACAAGAAAGCCAGGAAGAAGAGUCUCCCUGCCUCCCAGCCCCCCGUGGCCGUGGCCGAGCAGGUGGAGACGGUGCUGAUCGAGACCACUGCGGACAACAUCAUCCAGGCGGGAAACAACCUGCUCAUUGUUCAGAGCCCGGGGGGCGGCCAGCCAGCCGUGGUCCAGCAGGUGCAGGUGGUGCCCCCCAAGGCGGAGCAGCAGCAGGUGGUGCAGAUCCCCCAGCAGGCCCUGCGGGUGGUGCAGGCGGCAUCUGCCACCCUCCCCACCGUCCCCCAGAAGCCCUCCCAGAACUUUCAGAUCCAGGCGGCUGAGCCCACGCCUACUCAGGUCUACAUCCGUACGCCUUCCGGUGAGGUGCAGACAGUCCUUGUCCAGGACAGCACCCCGACAACAGCUGCAGCCACCUCUGCCACCACCUGUAGCAGCCCGGCAUCCCGUGCUCCCCAUCUGAGCGGGACCAGCAAAAAGCAUUCUGCUGCAAUUCUCCGGAAAGAGCGCCCCCUGCCAAAGAUUGCCCCUGCUGGGAGCAUUAUCAGCCUGAAUGCAGCACAGCUGGCAGCAGCGGCCCAGGCCAUGCAGACCAUCAACAUCAACGGGGUCCAGGUCCAGGGCGUGCCUGUCACCAUCACCAACACUGGCGGGCAGCAGCAGCUGACGGUGCAGAACGUCUCCGGGAACAACCUGACCAUCAGCGGGCUGAGCCCCACGCAGAUCCAGCUGCAGAUGGAGCAGGCCCUGGCCGGGGAGGCCCAGCCUGGGGAGAAGCGGCGCCGCAUGGCCUGCACGUGUCCCAACUGCAAGGAUGGGGACAAGAGGUCUGGAGAGCAGGGCAAGAAGAAGCACGUGUGCCAUAUCCCCGACUGUGGCAAGACUUUCCGGAAGACAUCCUUGCUGCGGGCCCACGUGCGCCUGCACACCGGCGAGCGGCCCUUUGUCUGCAACUGGUUCUUCUGUGGGAAGAGGUUCACCAGGAGUGACGAGCUGCAGCGGCACGCCCGCACGCACACAGGGGACAAACGUUUCGAGUGUGCCCAGUGUCAGAAGCGCUUCAUGAGAAGUGACCAUCUCACCAAGCAUUACAAGACCCACCUGGUCACGAAGAACUUGUAAGGCCAAUCUAGCCGGGAUUCAGUCCCUUAUCUGCGUCCUGCCUGGGCCCCUGGUGGAAAGGAGGUCCCCGGGCUGCCCUGGGCCCCUCCCUUCUGUUCUGCAACUGUCCCCCCAGGAAGGGGCUCUGCUGCCCCACUCUCGCCUCCCUCUCAAGCCCCUUGGCUCCGCCCUGGCCCUCCCCUCUCACCUCGAGCUCCCGGCCUGCCCAGACCGUGGACGUUGGCCAUGCCCAAUGAGACGUUCUAAACCAGGACGAGUGGGAACCCUUAUUUCCAAAGGAAAAACAUGAAUUUCACUCCGUCGAGGAGCAAAGUGAGCCCCCCAGUCCUCUCCCCCCAACACUGCCGGAGUCGCAUUGUGCCAUGUCUCUCUCUCUCUCUCCACCCACAGCCCUCCCCAGCCCCGCCAACCACCUCGGAUGCCCUGGGACCCUGCACCCAGGGCACCACUGGCACUCCCCCUCCCCCGGAGAGGCUCACGGGGCUGCCUCCACUCCACAUGCCCAGCCCUGCCACAGCUCUCCUCCAGCACAUUCCAACUUUCUAUUUAAAAAGUCAAGCUACCCACCGAUGCCCUCUUUUUCUAUGGAGAACGUUGCCUUAUACUCUACUUCAGAUGAUGAACACUGUGUAUUGUGUGUGCUUUAAAGUUUUAUUUAAUUGCUCCCUUCCUCCCGUCCUCGUUACUCACCUCCCCCACGCCUGCUUCAGUUUAGGGUUUGGGGGGCAAUGAAGAGCAUACGGAUUUUUUUCUCACUCUAGCAAUUCUCUUUUCUAAAUGACACAGCAUUUCAACUCGAAUCUGGAUUCAGAUAAAAACACCUUCACCUCCUGAUCCUCUUCCCUCUCCCCUCACCCCACCCCUGCCAGCCCCAGCCCUCCUUGUGUACAGUGUAUAUUGUAUAAUGGACAAUUGUGUCUACUACAUGUUUAAAAACAUAUUGCUUGUUAUUUUUGAGGCUUUUAAAUUAAACAAAAAUCCAACUUUAUUUUUAGUUGUAACUGCUUGAGGUAUGUUUUAUGAAUUAAGUGACAGAUUUGUUAUCCUUUAUUAACGAUGUACUCUGUUGGUCAGCACUGGGCUGACGAAAAUUUUUUCUUGCUAAUAAAUUUAGUUGCCUGAGGCAAAAUCUGCAA
This is a messenger RNA of Mustela lutreola (European mink), 3165 nucleotides long. RefSeq names its product Sp2 transcription factor (gene SP2). Gene Ontology annotation, molecular function: RNA polymerase II cis-regulatory region sequence-specific DNA binding; DNA-binding transcription factor activity, RNA polymerase II-specific. The transcript is spliced from 7 exons. Lineage: Eukaryota; Metazoa; Chordata; Mammalia; Carnivora; Mustelidae. Gene Ontology annotation, biological process: regulation of transcription by RNA polymerase II. The coding region runs from base 209 to 2029 and encodes 606 amino acids. The record is from RefSeq and is a predicted model, not a curated record.